UUGCCCCUUGGCACAGAAACAUCAGAACUUGGAAGAAAUUCUGCGAUAAGAUGGUGCCGAAAAUAACGUGCUUCGUCGUGAUACUUUGUGCUCUGCAGUUUGCCCUAGCUGCAAACGUGCAGAAGCGCGACUUACUCAGCUCACUCCAGUCAACUGUUGCCUCAGUGCAGCAGAAGGCUGCAGAUAUCUUCGGACAGGCCAAAACCCAGUUCGAAGAAAUUGAGAAACAAGUUUCCUCGAUAAUCAAUUCCACAGUGGCCAAUGUACAGACGCGCGCUGCGGAGGUAAUUCAGCAGAUACAAUCGGCCGUGGCUUCAGCUGAGCAAAUUGGGAGAAAUAUCGGACCAUGUGUCAGCGGGCAAACUGAGACAGCGAAAAGAGUAGUUAAUGAAACAGAAACAAAUCUUCAAACCUGCACGACAUCGGCAAAAAGUCAAUUGAACGCGACGUAUGCGGACAUACAAAACUUGUUCUCCCAGUCUCUACAGCUUUCUACAGAGAUUACCAGCUGCUUCAGUCAAGGAUUUGGUGCGCUAAGCUGUCUGGCCAAUGCCAGCGGUACCGUUCUCCCGAGGGCCAUGCUACUCCUCUCUUCGAUCACAUCCGACGCCGCGACAUUUGGCGCGCAGUUAACACCAGUGCCAGCAUUGCUUGCGCAAUGCGCCGCCGACGGAUUAUCCAGUGCAGCGACGAAAUUUGCAUCCGUCUUGGCGACAAUUCAAACUUGUGCUACAAGUCAGCCCACUGCCGCUUGAAUCAUCGCUGUGAAAGCGAACGAAAUAACAAGAUUCCUAAAUUGCAGAAUCUAAAAACUUCGCUAGUUUAAAAAGAAAUGUAAAAGCUGCAUAAUAAUAACAAUAAUAACACAUG
Messenger RNA from Zootermopsis nevadensis, 870 nucleotides. RefSeq lists its product as uncharacterized. Lineage: Eukaryota; Metazoa; Arthropoda; Insecta; Blattodea; Termopsidae. The record is from RefSeq and is a predicted model, not a curated record.